UCAACAUUUUUAUUUGUAUUUUAUAGUUACAUAUAAAUUACAUUAUUGUAAGUACUACUCUGUUAAAACAAUGUAUUACUGUGGUGCAGAAGACCAAGAAUUAAUCCAUAACAAAAACCUGGAGUCGUGUGCGCUAGAUAUUAAUGUUAAAAAUCAGUUAAACACAAAUGACAUGGACAUGACACCUAAUAAUACAACGCCUGAAACUAAACGAAAACCCUUUAAAAUUCCUGAUCACAUUUCUUCAAUUGAAUGUGAUGGAAGUGUUAAAUAUAAUUGUACUGUUUGCAAGAAGACUUUUAAUUCAAAAAAGAACUGUUUCUAUCAUUUAACAUGUAAUGGAGAUGGAAUUAAAAAACCGUUGAUUUGUUAUAAAUGUAAUAAAUCGUUUAAAAUACAAUCACAUUUAGAUUAUCAUAUGUUAACACAUUCAGGUGAAAGACCAUUUAAAUGUAUUGAAUGUGAUAAAUGUUUUUUCACCAAAUCUAAAAUGAUUGAACAUAAAAUAGUACAUACAGUACGUUCUCAUUUUUGUGCAAUAUGCACUAAAGGCUUCAAAAGAAAACGGUCAUUAGAAGUACAUAUGAAAUCUCAUGCUCUAGAAAAACCAUUUCAAUGUGCAACAUGUUUAAAAUUUUUCAAAAAUAAACAAUGUCUAAAAAAACAUCACAUUAGAAAACAUUCUGGAACUAAAGCAUUUUCAUGCGACAUCUGUAAACGUAAAUUUAGUUUGAAAGAUGCGUUGGUUUCACAUCAAAAGACACAUAUAUUCUCGACUCAAUUUGCUUGUUAUUUAUGUAAUCAACGUUUUAGAGAAAAACGUUAUUUACAGAGACAUCUUGGAACUCAUAGUAAAAAAAACAUUUUGAACUGCCCAAUAUGUAUGAAAAAGUUCACACGUAAAGAUAACUUAGAUCGUCAUGUAAGAAACACUCACUUGGAAUCUGAGAACAUUAAUAUAAAUGAACAUGUUAUUCGUGCUUCUGUAAUUAAAGUUGUCAAUAAGGUUGAAUCAUGUCCUGUUCGAGUAAUUCAACAUACUUAAAUGGUUAUUUUGUGUAAAGUAUUUAUAGAUAUUAUAUAUAUAUUAUAAUUUAUAUUAGUUGUAUA
Melanaphis sacchari is the source of this 1110-nucleotide messenger RNA. Its product is annotated as gastrula zinc finger protein xLCGF3.1-like. Gene Ontology annotation, molecular function: DNA-binding transcription factor activity, RNA polymerase II-specific; RNA polymerase II transcription regulatory region sequence-specific DNA binding. Gene Ontology annotation, cellular component: nucleus. The record is from RefSeq and is a predicted model, not a curated record. The transcript has 6 exons. Gene Ontology annotation, biological process: regulation of transcription by RNA polymerase II. The coding region runs from base 71 to 1045 and encodes 324 amino acids. Lineage: Eukaryota; Metazoa; Arthropoda; Insecta; Hemiptera; Aphididae.